Funneliformis mosseae is the source of this 618-nucleotide messenger RNA. NCBI's taxonomy places the organism in Eukaryota, Fungi, Glomeromycota, Glomeromycetes, Glomerales, Glomeraceae. The record is from the annotation of a GenBank genome assembly.
AUGCUGCCGUUAGAUUUUUUCUUGGAUUUCUUUACCGGGUCCUUUAAAAUUAAUACUUCCUCAUGGUACACAUAUUUAAUCGAAAACUUUAAUGAGUUUCCAUCUUAUCAAACUUCUGAGAAUUUUUCGAUUCCACAAUUUGAACUGGACGCGUUUGUAGACAUUAAUGACAAGGAAAAAGCACAAGAAUGGUUUCUGGAAUUCGAAUCUUAUUCAAAAUCAACGAUGCCACUAUCUAAAGGUUAUGGAGUAAAGGGAAAUCGGGUACUUUUUAGAGAAAAAUGCCAUUGCAUCCAUAGCAACGAGGUAAAGAAAAAGCAAGGUAGUCGUGAAACAAAACUUCCACAAUCAUCUCGAACACGAAUUACAGGUUGCAAUGCAAGAAUUCAUCUUCGAUUAGAGAGUUGGAGGCUUGAAACUAGCCAUCCGUUCGAAAUAAAUAUCCGAUUCACGCACAAUCAUGUGAUAAAUUCAGCGGAAUCACUUAGUUUUCAACGUGUUAGUAGUGAAGUGCGUGAAAAAUUUUUGGAACUAUUCAAGGACGAACAUUCUCCAGCCUUGGCGAAAUCUUCAUAUGAAGAUGGCCUCCAUCUAUCUGCAGAAAAUGAUCAAAACUAG